Molecule: messenger RNA, 2039 nt
Organism: Hyalella azteca
Lineage: Eukaryota; Metazoa; Arthropoda; Malacostraca; Amphipoda; Hyalellidae
Exons: 2
Coding region: 326-1597 (423 amino acids)
Source: RefSeq, a predicted model, not a curated record
UGGUUUUUCUUCAUAAAUAGCUUUCACUUUACGUAAUUUCACGUAAUGAAAUCUGUAGGAAAAUUUCAUCUGACAAAUAUUCCUUUAAGCUCGCUAGCGAAUAAAAUACCCCGAAUAUAUAAUUUUUUCAAGUUUCCAAUUUAUGUAGGUAGAAUUUGAGUGAGAACUGGUGAGAUUCAGGGUAGAAAUAAUGGAAGAUACUUGACAUGUUUCUAAGAAUGUAUAACAGAGGAAGGCUCAAACUGCGAUUAAAAAAUCCCUAUCAAUGUCGUUAUCGAAAGAAAAGUUUGAACAGAGUUGACCCCCUCAAGAACCUUAGUUUAAAAUGACUCUCAUCAUGCCAAGGGAUGCUGUCGCUAGAGUAAUGGUCGCCUUCCUCAUCAGUGGGUGUGCCCUUCUGGUCAUCACAGGAAAUCGUACACGACCUGACAAAUCGAAAAGUUUGCUGAGCCGCAGUUUGACCGAUGAUAGCUUGCAUGAAAGAAACACAAAACGUCUAUGGCAACUCAGAGAUGCUGCUUCUUCGUGUCAAUGCCGGUCUCUCUUCACCAUUGGAGCCUGCGGUCUUGAAGAAGUUGAAAUGAUGAAGCCGAAAGAUCACAUAUGGCGAUCAGCUCUGCGUUCGAUGGCAGGCAUAAGAAAAAACCCUAAAGGCGAAAGUUACGUGGAUGCCCUGAAAACUCUCAGUCGAUACCGGCCGCAAAAUUUCAGGGUAGAGAUGGGCACCAAUAAAACGUCACGUACGGCAGAAAUCACACACCCUGAUGCUCAGUUACCAUUCACUCGGUGCUCAGAGCACAAAUAUUCUCCCAGUGAUAUCAGAAGCUGUCUGGAAAAUAUAAAAAACAAGACUGGUGAAUCAUUAAAAAUUGUGUUCAUGGGUGACUCGCGAGCACGCUAUUUAAUGAAGUAUUUUUUCAAAUCGAUCGAGCUAUCAAUUGAUAAGGAUUUCAUCAACGGGAAAAAAUUGAGGGAACUUUACUCGAUUAGAAUUAGGAAUGACUGGAACAUAUCAUUUGCUACCGUCCAAUCGUCCCUUGUUUGGGCUCCAUAUUUGGACGAGUUCCAGCUGGCCUCAGAGACUCUGAGGUCCUGGUGCUCCGAUUCUGCAAUGUUAAAAGAUCUUCCAGACAUCUUGCUGGUCAGUUACGGAACCUGGCCUGCAAAUUUUAAGGGCAAUCUAUUGGCAUUCGCAGAUUCGUUUCACGCUGUCCAGUUAUUUAAAGAUUGUUUCACUAAAAUUUCAGAGAAGUCCAUAGUGCUGUGGCUGAUGCCCGAGCCUGUGAAAACCAAACAUUCAGUAAUUGGAGGAACAAAGAAUGCCCAACUAGACUUUAUGCACGAUAUUGUAUGGUAUUUUUUUCGUAAUUCCAAUGUGAUAAUAUGGGACACCAGAGAAGUUUUGGCCAUCAUGGAGAUCAUAGAAUGCUCUGAACUUGGUAGUGCUGGUUAUAGGUUCAAUUCUCCAGAAGACUGGAACUGCUGGGACGAGCACCAUAUGGGAUCUUGGGCCAACUUGAGAUCUGCCAAAAUGAUUCUUAAUUUUAUUUGUGGUAACGUCAGAGGCAAGAAUGACGACCAAUAUUGUUGUAAUUAAUUUGAGGAAUUUUCCGCUUUCUCGAAGGGGUCGCCAGCUUCCACCAGUCACAAUGUAAGGGAUAGAAACCGUUGUUAUUUACUAAAGGAAUAUUAAUUGUACAAGUUAUUUAGAGUCCGGAAUUUUGAAUUGUCACUUUAGUUUAGAGUUUGCUGAAACCUAAGUGCGGAAAGAUGAGGUGAUAGGAUUAUUGUGCCGCGGAAAUCCGGAGCUGAGGUAUGUGCUGCGUGAGGAUGGCAAUAUGUAAAUAUAUAUGUGAAUGGAUUUGAUGCGGAGUAGAUUUGUGAAUAUUUAGGGUUUGAAUGUAAAUGUUUGUUUACUAUCAGUUAUUUAUCUACUUCUAUUUGGUACUUUUAGGAAAGCCUCAAAUGUCGAAACUGAAUCUCAAAUGUCAAGAUUCAAAGCUUGAAUCCGAGAAGCAACUUCAGAGUAAAGCAUGCCA